Molecule: messenger RNA, 4590 nt
Organism: Pogona vitticeps (central bearded dragon)
Lineage: Eukaryota; Metazoa; Chordata; Lepidosauria; Squamata; Agamidae
Source: RefSeq, a predicted model, not a curated record
CUUGACCCUUGGAACCAAACCCGGACUUCUCUUUGUGAUUCCUUGACUCCAACAUGAUUACUGCUGGUUCUGACUGAUUCUCUGGCUUCUGGCCUUGAACUGGCUUAUUGGACUCUGACUUUUGUUUAUUGAGGGAUUGCUUCUGAGAUCAUCCUUUGGCAUGGGCCACCCUUUCCCAACCUGGAGGAGGAGAAGAGCGGUACCUCAAGGAGCCACCUUCUACGUUCUUUUACUGAGGCCACCUCAAGCCUGAGAAGAACCUCGGUUCCCUGAGCCCAGCCACCAUGCCUUUCGGGCUGAAAUUGCGAAGGACCAGGCGUUACAAUGUCCGGAGCAAGAACUGUUUCAUGACCCGGAUUCGCUUGCUGGACAACAGUAAGAUCGAGUAUACCCUCUCUGUGGAGAGCACCGGGCAAGAGUGCCUAGAGGCCGUGGCUCAGCGGCUAGAAUUACGAGAGACACACUAUUUUGGCCUUUGGUUUCACAGCAAGAAUCAGCAAGUGCGAUGGGUCGAAUUGGAGAAACCUUUGAAAAAGCAGUUGGACAAGUUUGCCAGCGAGCCUCUGCUUUUCUUUGGGGUCAUGUUCUACGUGCCCAGCGUUGCUCGUCUGCAACAAGAAAUCACAAGGUAUCAGUAUUACCUACAGGUAAAAAAAGAUGUUCUCGAUGGACGAUUGCGACCUUCAUUUGAACAAGUGAUAAGGUUGGCUGCGUUGGCGGUUCAAGCUGAUUUUGGAGACUACCAUCAGUUUGAAUCUCAUGAUUUUCUACGGGAAUAUGUUUUAUUUCCUAUGAAUUUUACUCAAGAUGAACAGGUCCUGGAGGAAUUAACUCAGAAAGUAGCUCAGGAGCACAAAAAUCACAGUGGUAUCUCCGCAGCAGAAGCAGAAUUUGUUUACAUCAGCGAAGCAGAACGGCUAGAUGGGUUUGGGCAGGAAAUCUUCCCAGUGAAGGACAAUCAAGGAAAUGACAUGCAUUUGGGAAUCUUCUGCAUGGGGAUUUUUGUAAAGAAUAGAAUGGGAAGGCUCACAGUGUUCUACAGGUGGGAUGAUAUUGGAAAUAUAACACACAACAAGUCUUCCAUUGCCGUGGAACUGCUCAACAAAGAAGAAACGGUGUUCUUUCAUACAGAUGACCUUGAAAAUGCCAAGUAUAUUUCGCGGUUAUUUUCUGCAAAGCACAAGUUUUACAAACAAAACAAAAUCUGCACAGAACAAUCAAAUUCCCCUCCUCCUAUCAGACGGCGACCCACCUGGAGUAAAUCAUCCUUGCCAAGGCAACACCCGUAUAUUCUGCCUCCUAUGCAUGUCCAGUGUGGAGAACACUAUACUGAAGCUCACAAUUCACAAGAUAGCAUUUUUCUUGGGAAUGAGGAAAUGUUUUACUGCCGAUCUCAGACUAGCUUGGACCGUUCUGCAAUGGAUUUCAGCUACGUGAACGGCAACGUCCCGAAUGGGAGCGUGUGUAGUGCCCAGAGUAUGAACUCCCUUAACCACUCUCAGAACUUCAUCCAAGCUUCUCCGGUGUCUUCCAACCUCAGCAUCCCUGGAAGUGACAUUAUGAGAGCAGACUACAUCCCAAGCCAUAGACAUAGCGCGAUCAUUGUGCCCUCCUACAGGCCAACACCGGAUUAUGAAACUGUCAUGAGACAGAAGAGAGGGGUCAUUCACAUGGAUAGCCAAAGCCAGUCCUUGAGGAACCUCAAUAUUGGAAACACUCAUGCUUACAACCAGCCUAAAGACCUUGUGUACAGCCAGCCAGAGAUUCGGGAGAGACCUCAGUACACCAUUACAUAUGGGCCUCAGGGCACUUACAAAAAACACAUUGCUCCUUCUGAGCAAGUCAACCCCAACCCGCAUAUGGCACAGACAAAACCAGCUGCCACUGCCAUUUCCCACACGGUCAGCACGCCAGAGCUAACCAACAUGCAGCUCCCUAAUAGUCAGAGAUCUGGCACAGCACAUGUACUCAAGAACUAUCUUCCCCGGCCACCCCCGCCCUAUCCCCGGCCACGUCCUGCUACCAGCACCCCUGACCUCGCAAGUCACCGUCAGAAGUAUGUGAGUGGCAGCAGCCCUGACCUGGUCACACGGAAAGUCCAGCUUUUGGUGAAGACGUUCCAAGAGGAUAGCUCUCCUGUUGUCCACCAGUCUCUGCAGGAGGUUAGUGAACCCCUCAUGGCUGUGAAACAUCACGCUGCAGUCAACAAGCGCCACAGUUUGGAAGUGAUCAGCAACAUGGUCCGUGGUAUGGAAGCCAUGGCUCUAAAGAGCAUGAAUGCACCCUUGCCACGCAGGAAUACCUUACGCGAGCAGGUGCAGCCGGAGGAGGUGGCGCAGAGGGCCCAUGAGGUUCAGCAGUUCCAGUGCUACCACCACAAGAAGACCUUCUCAGAUGCCACCAUGCUGAUUCACAGCAGCGAGAGCGAAGAGGAGGAGGAAGCUGCCCACCCUGUGCCUUCGGUGACCACGCUGCAUGAAAAUAUGGAGUACAGCGCUCAGCUACAAGCUGCCUUGGCAAGAAUACCAAAUAAACCUCCACCUGAGUAUCCUGGUCCGAGGAAGAGCAUUAGCAACGGAGCCCUGCGGAAUGAUCAGGUCAACGUCCUCUUGGCUAUGUCUCGAGCCAGGGCCAUGAGGCCAGGGCCUGCAAAGGCGAUUAGCAUCUCUCGGACUGAUCAGACUGGGCUCAAUGGGCCUUCCCUCGGCCCAUCGAUUUCGGAGCCAGACCUCACGAGUGUCAAGGAAAGAGUCAAGAAAGAGCCAGUGAAGGAGAGGCCUGUCUCUGAAAUGUUCACUAAUGAAGACAGCAUAAUAGAAAGAGAGAUGAGGUAUCUAGAGAAACAGAAGAUGGCAGGCCUGGAGGCCCAGAAGAGGCCCUUGAUGUUGGCAGCGCUCAAUGGUCUCUCAGUUGCUCGAGUUCCAGUGCCUGAGGACAGCCAGGAUGAAGGAGCCAAGGUGCCAAUGGAUGAGCGGUGCAGACUCCUGAGAAAAAAACUGGAAGAAGAAAUGGUAUUCACUGAAUAUGAGCAAAUUCCAAAGAAGAAAGCAGAUGGGGUGUGUACCACAGCGAUGCUCCCAGAUAACAUAGAGCGUAACCGUGUCAGAGAAGUAGUUCCGUAUGAGGAGAACCGAGUGGAGCUGGUACCAACCAAAGAAAACAAUACAGGCUACAUCAAUGCCUCACACAUAAAGGUUACCGUAGGUGGAGAAGAAUGGCACUACAUCGCCACACAAGGACCUCUACCCCAAACCUGCCAUGAUUUUUGGCAAAUGGUGUGGGAAGAAGGGGUUAAUGUGAUAGCUAUGGUGACAGCAGAAGAGGAAAGAGGAAGAACCAAGAGCCAUCGUUACUGGCCAAAACUUGGUUCAAAGCACAGCUCAGCCACUUACGGGAAGUUCAAAGUGACCACCAAAUUCCGCACCGAUUCUGGCUGCUAUGCCACAACAGGUCUGAAGGUCAAGCAUCUUUUGUUAGGACAGGAGAAGACCGUGUGGCAUUUGCAAUACACCGAUUGGCCGGAUCAUGGUUGUCCAGAAGAACAAGGUUUCCUCUCUUAUUUGGAAGAGAUCCAGUCUGUGCGCCGCCACACCAACAGCGUUCUGGACAGCAGCAACAACUGCAACCCUCCGGUCGUCGUCCACUGCAGCGCUGGCGUAGGGAGAACCGGUGUGGUGAUUUUGACCGAACUCAUGAUUGGCUGCUUGGAACACAACGAAAGAGUGGAUGUCCCAGUGAUGCUGCAAAAUCUAAGGGAGCAGAGGAUGUUCAUGGUCCAAACCAUUGCGCAGUACAAAUUUGUGUAUCAGGUCCUCAUCCUGUUCCUACAAAACUCCAGACUCAUUUAACACCCCGAGAAUCAGAAACUGUUCGCUCACAGACGUCUACAGUUUUCUUGGAUAUGGCUGAGCAUCGCUCCCUUGAUAACAUCUAGUUUUACAGUAUUGUGUGGAACAUGAUUAACAUUGUCUUGACAGUAAGGAGACUUUGUUCUUCCUACAGAUUAUUUUAUACAAGAUAAUUUAUUGUUAUUUUUUCCCUUUGGAAUGAUGUGUGAAUUUUUGUAAUUUGUAAAAUGUUCUGAUUUUGUAAUAACAGAACCAUAUUUGACAAGACUGAUCUUCAUUGCAACCUCUUCUUAGCAGGGAAUGGUUCCCAUUUGACAAGGUUCUCUUGCACGCUCAGUCAGAUGAAAGGCAGUUUGAUUAGUUAGAUUUUUCUUUUCUUUUUUUCCCCCAGAAAACAAUAUUUUGCAACCCACUUUUUCAGGCUUUGGUGCCUUGAGUGAAAAAAGUUGUUUGUCCAGAUCUGAAAGCAAAUCCGUUUCUCUUAAAAAUAGUUUUAAUCAGAUAUACAAUAUAAGGAAAUGCCUUAUAUUAAUUUAGAUCACUAGUCCGUGUAUCCCCCCCACUGUCUUCUCUGAGAAACAGCAGUUUUCCAAGGCAGUACUGCCUGAGAUCCUUUUAAUUGGAAAAGCCAGAGUUUCAAAAAGUUACUUGGACUAUAACUCAGAACUCCUAGCCUUUCAGAUUCUGGAAGGUAAAGGUUCCCCUUGACAAUUUUUGUCCAGCCGUGUUCGACUCUAGGGGG